AUGCUGGUAUUAAUCAUUCUUUCCCUUCUAGUCUCAUCAACCAUUGCUCAUCUAGCAGCGCAUGCAAAGGUGGAACCUUCGGCUGGAUGUUUGAUUUGCAAGAGCAGUUUGACUUUCGAAAAUCCAAAAGCAGCUGAAUAUGCAGUUGGAACGAAUAUACCUCUGCUGCCUUUCAAGACAAAGAACUCUUGGGCAGGCAAUAUACCCGUACCAGAUACGCCAACAUUAAAGAACGGAAGCUUAUUCUUUUGGCUAUGGGGUCAAGAUUCUUCUUCUCCAGGAGACGAUUUGAUUAUUUGGCUCAAUGGUGGACCCGGUUGUUCAUCAAUUGGUGGCCAAGUGACAGAGAACGGUCCUUUCCUGAUCCAGAGUUCAAACGAAGGUCCAACAAGACCAAAUCCGUAUAGUUUCACUUUGGCUGCUGAUAUUAUGUGGGUUACUCAUCCAGUCGGCGUUUCAUACACCACUGGCGAUGCAAGAAUUACAAACGAAGAUCAAAUUAGUGAACAAUUUGUGCUUUGGUGGAAGAAUGUUCUAAAAGUGUUCCCCGAACUUGCCACAAAGAAUCUUUAUCUGUUGGGCGAGAGUUUUGGAGGAACGUAUAUCGCAAAUAUCCAUUCGAAGAUGGUUGCGGCAGGCUUCAAGACAUACAAAGGCGGUAUGAUGAUCGAUCCAGUAUUCUCCGAUCGAAUCACACAAAGACAAUUGCCGGUAUACGAAUUCUCAUUAGCAAACCGAAAUAUACUCAAUUUCACCGAUGCAGAACUGGCAGAAAUCAAAGAAGAAUCGGAUAAAUGCGACUAUUCAUUCUUUACCGAUAAGAACCUGCAUUAUCCUCCCAAAGGCAGAGUUCCAUCGCCUAUACCUGGAUGCAAUCCGAGAGAUGUGAUGGAGGAUAUCGCUUAUAACAAGUCUGACACGUUCAAUGUGUAUAACAUCCGCAAGCCUGAUCCAUCCGUCGUGGACGAGAACGCAACAAUGUCAAGGGAUAUCUUUUUGAAUAGUACAGAAGUGCAGACGUAUAUCCACGUUCAAGAACCAGGUGAAUAUGUUCAUUGCCAAAGUGUAUUCCUAAACGAUACUGAUACUAGCGGACCGAUUGAUCGAACACCUUCUUUCGACCAUUCUCUAAUGGCGCAAAUCAUCGAAUCAAGUCAUCAAUUUUACCUUUUGCAUGGUCGAUUGGAUGCGCUCCUCAAAGCAAACGGAACGAGAUUAGCCCUUCAAAAUCUCACUUGGCAUGGCGUUCAAGGUUUCGCAAAACCUCCUUCAACAGUCUUGACAGAUUUGCAAGGCCAUCCACAGGCAAUCGCCACAGAUCUGGAACGUGGUUUUAGGUAUAUCGAAUUAUUCGAAUCCGGUCAUAAAGUUCCUCAAGAUCAACCUUCUUUUGCGCUUAAAGCUCUUUUAGCUUUGAUGGGUAAACAUGCAUGGUAA
Meira miltonrushii is the source of this 1437-nucleotide messenger RNA. RefSeq names its product alpha/beta-hydrolase. The transcript has 2 exons. Lineage: Eukaryota; Fungi; Basidiomycota; Exobasidiomycetes; Exobasidiales; Brachybasidiaceae. The record is from RefSeq and is a predicted model, not a curated record. Gene Ontology annotation, biological process: proteolysis. Bases 1 to 1437 code for a protein of 478 amino acids. Gene Ontology annotation, molecular function: serine-type carboxypeptidase activity.